UUCUUUUUUUUUUUUCUUCUUUUCUUCUCUCUUCUUCUUCUUCUCCUUCAAUCUUUCUCUUUCUCUUCUUUUCGUGCCGCCCAACACUCUCUUUGUCAAACCAUCAAAUACACAUAGCCAAUACCAUAACGGACACGUUUAGCUCCUCGUAGCUCCUGUUGCCAAUGUGUUGCCCCAUAAAGUAAACAAAAGAAGAAACAUUGUAAAGCACAGGAUUCCCAAUUACCCUUUGUUUUUCUUUUUCUUUUGUUUCCACAAUCAUAUCUGGGACUGGAUUGAUCUGUGGGGUUUAUUUUGAUUCAUGUUGAGGUACGUUUAAGCUGGAAUUGUGAUAAAUUUCCAAUUUUUUUUCUUCUUCUUUUUGUGGGAACUGGUGUUGGUGGAUCAUUGGAUCUUAUUUGGGUACCCUUUUGUUUGUUUAUGCUUGAUCAAUCAAACCAGGAUUUAAUUAGAGGGAGGGUUAUCCAAGGAGAGAGAGAGAGAGAAAGAGAGAGAGAGAGAGGAAGAGGAAGAUGGGAUCAGAAAUUGGAAUCAAAAUAAGGAAAGUUGUUGUCAUUUCAAUUAGAGGUGGUUACAGAUCAGUUUGCAACCAUCCAUUCCUUGUGGGGUUUUUUGGUUUCUUGCUUCUGUUGUACAGAUCGUUUCCUUUUCUGUUUUCUGUUUUGGUCUCCGCUUCCCCUGUCUUGGUCUGCACUGCUAUUCUGCUUGGAACCCUUCUCAGUUUUGGGCAGCCAAAUGUGCCUGAAGUUGAGAGAGAAGAGAAAGUUACUCAUGACAUUUCAUCCUUCCAAGCCGGGUUUUCGGAGGGUGACACUAUUUUUGCUGACAGAGAUGAGAGCUAUUUUGUGAAGGGUUAUUCAGAAAAUAGGAGUGAUGUAGAAGAGAGGGGCAUUGAGGAAGCAAGUUUGGCUAGUGAGAAGGAUAAUAAGGCCGAAGAUGAUCGUGGCUUGCUUCGUGACUUGCCUCCGGAUGAUGAAAACACACCGGAUAUUCAGCCUGAGAAGCAAGAAAUAAGGGAAGUGGAAAGGGAAAGGGAAUUGCAUAGUUUUGAGUUGGGAAAGAACAGGGAAGUUCAUGAGGAGAACCAGACGUCUGGAGCUGUUUCAAGUGAUGAUGAAGCUAUUGAGAAACAAUAUGUCAUGGUUCAAAAAGUGGAAGAUGAUAUUGUUGAAAUUGAAAAUGAGAAAACUCAUGGAGAUCAUGCAGACUUUUCUGCCAGCUCAUCUUGGAAACAGGUGGAAAACGAUGAUGAGGAUGAUUCAGUGGAGUCAGGUUCUGAUGGGGCUGAGAGCUCUUCACCAGAUGCUUCCAUGGCUGACAUCAUUCCAAUGCUUGAUGAACUCCACCCACUACUAGACCUAGAUGCCCCACAGCCGGCUCAGGUGUCCCGUGAUGAUUCUGAUGCUGCAUCUGAGAGGUCUCAGAAAAGUGACGAUGACAGUGUCGAAUCAGACGAUGAUACAGAAAACAACUGUGAUGCUGGAGAUGACGAUGGUAUUGACGAACAUGAUGAUGAAGAGGAAGAAGAAGUGGCAGGUGGCAAAGAUGAUGAAAGUAAAUCUGCUAUUAAGUGGACAGAGGAUGACCAAAAGAAUCUCAUGGAUCUGGGAAAUUUAGAGCUGGAAAGGAAUAAGCGGUUGGAGAAUCUUAUUGCUAGGAGAAGAGCAAGGAGGUUGAUGCAUGAGAAGAAUCUAAUAGACUUAGAUUGUGCUGAUAUUCCCUGUAAUGUUGCACCUAUUGCUACUACCAGACGGAACCCAUUUGAUUUCCUAGAUGACUCCUAUGUUGCUAUGGGAUUACCACCCAUUCCUGGAUCUGCUCCUUCUAUUCUACAGCCUAGACGAAACCCUUUUGAUAUUCCAUAUGACUCGAAUGAAGAAAAACCUGAUCUUAAGGGGGACAGUUUUCAACAAGAGUUCACAGGAUUUCAUCAAAAAGAUGCCAUCUUUCGGCGGCACGAAAGUUUCAGCUUGGGACCAUCAGUGUUGGGGUUAUCCAAGCAAGAAAGGUAUGAUUGGAAACCUGUCUUUAUAUCUGAAAGGAUGGCUUCAGAGGGAACAAGCUAUUCAUUCCAGAGGCAAUCAAGUGAAGCAAGUGAUUCAAAGUUGAGUUCUGUUCCAGAUACUGAAUCUGUAAGUUCAAUUGAUCAGGAUGACAGGAAAUUCAGUGAGCAAGACUUGUCUCAAGAAACUGAAUUAAUGUCUAACGUUGAUCAUGCUUCUAUUGCUGUUGAACAUGGAAGCCAAUCCUCUGAAGAAAAUGAUUCUGUGGAGAUGAUACAAGUUGAGGAGAGCAAUGUUCGUCAUGAUGAAGUUGAAAUAGUGCUGGGUGGGGUGGAAGAUCCUUCUGAGAUGGAAUUCUAUACCGAAACAGGAGAGGUUGAAAUCCAUGGACAAUUUAAUGCAGGGGAAACACAUUUGAGAAGAGAACCAAGUGAUGGGGAAAGUGGCAGCAGCAGAAGAUCAAGCCAUUCUUCGCUAUCUGAAGUAAUUGACGGCAUACCGGAUGAGAAAAUGGAAAAAACAGAAAAUUUGCAGCAAGGAGAUGAUCAUCACUCUGAAUCUAGAAUUUCAACACAAGCUUCAGUGGAGGAAUCAAAUUUCCAGCAUUUAAGUGGUGAGGUGGAAGACAAUAACCACAGAGAACCUGUUUAUGAUACUAGUCCACAGGCUUCUGAAACACUCCAAUCGAAUCCUUCAAUAUCUUCUCUUGAUUCUGCUAUGGAGUUUUCUGAGAGAGCAUUGCCUCCUGCUUCGGUAGAAACAACCACUAAUAUUGUAGAUAAGCAGUCUAAUCACAGACUGGAAGGUAAUACUUCUGGUCAUGAACAAACUCAAGCAGACUCUUCCGAACUAUGUGUGGAAGCUAAAAAUGAAUUGAGUUCUGAGAAAUCUGUUGAUAUAAAUUAUGUUACUGAAAAUGUGUUAUCUGCAGUUGCCCCAAAUUUUGUUGAUCAGAAUGAAUCUACAAUGGCUGAGCCUCAGGUUGUCCCUGUUUCUGUGGAAUCAAAUUUGUCUUCAGAUAUUGGAUCAGUAAAGGAUGUGACUGAUUCAGGCUUAGUUCAUGGACAGGAUCUAGCCAACAACAUUCGUGCUGAUUCUGAAAUUCUUCAUCAAGAAAAUGUAGAUUCUUCAGAUUCAAAUUAUCAAAUGGAUUCUGAAUCUGUGGAGGAAGGUGCUCUGUGCAAUGAAUCUGUGGAGGAAGGUGCUCUGUGCAAUGAAGUAUCAAGAUUUGAUAACGCAAAUUUGUCUGCAUCAGUCCAAGAUGCAGCUGAAAUGCUGGAUUCGGUGGCUUCUGAUGCCCACCACAUUUCUUCUAAUGGUUCAUCCAUGCCUGCAGCACAGGAUUUACAGUUUUCACUAGCAGCAGGGCAAGCACCAGUGGUUCAUCCAAAUCUGCAUUCUGAAGAAACUGAACAGAUAGAGAAAAUUUCAUCAGAUAAUAACGAUGGCAUGCUUCAGAUUCAACAGGAUGAAGUCUUGUCAAGUUCUGUGGAGCAAAGUAAACGUGAUAUCCACCAAGAUUUGGAUAAGAAUACAGUUGCCUUCACUUCCGACAGUCAACAUGAAAUUGAUGUGAAGUCUCCCUCUAACUUGGAGAAUCAUCUUUCAAGCUCCGAUAAAUCAGUGGUUGCACAAUCUUCUAGUGAUCAUGAUGAAAGUCAGAGUUCCAAUACUAUCCAGGUUGAAUCUGCACAUGGAUCUGGCACCUCCAAUGAUCAAGUUGGAGAAUUGCAUGAUGCAGCUGACAAAGUUCCCCCAAGCAUUCCUUCUGUUACCUCUGAAAAUUAUGAGUCUCCAGAUCUCGGGUCACCCACUGGUGAAGUGCAUUUGGAAGUUAAUAGGCACAGGGAAGUUGAAGACGAAGACCAAAAUGAAGUACUAAAAACUGCAGUUGCUUCAGAAGAUGGCUCCAUGUCUCAGGUUACUGAAGAAAAUGUUGAUGAAUUUGAUGAUAUGAAGGAAAUUGAUGAAGGAUUCUUGUCCGAAUUGGACACUGUCGGAGACUUCAGUGUGAUUGAUGCUGGUGUAUCACUUCAUACUGAUGAUGAACACGAGAAAACUAGAGAUGCUCAACUUAGUUCACUCCCUAAAGAUGUAAAAACAGAAGAGGUCGAGCAGGACAUUCCAGUUCUUGAAGCAAGAUCUCUUGAAGAUAUUGACUUGGCUUUUAAGCAACUUCAAGAAGGAGUGGAUGUUAAAGAGGUCAUCCUUCCAAGUACAAUUAAGGAUCAGCAUGUUAGUGAAGAAUCAAAAGAUCAUCCGAAACUUAAAUCAGAUCUUCAAGUUGUUGAAGCCAGAUCUCUAGAAGAUAUCAACAUUGCUUUAAAGCAAGUCUCUGAAGGUAAUAGAGGGGAGCUGCCAAAUUCUAUGGAUUUAAAAGACACUUCAGUCAAAGUAGAAGAAAACGAAGUUGGCUCAGCAAAGGUGAAUGAAUCAUUUGAUGUAGCAACCAGUUCUGAGGAAAUGAGCAGAACUCCAGUGGAUAAAUUGGAAAAUGUACCCAAAAGUGGCUCCAGUAAUGAGGCCAAAUCUCACAGUAGGAAAUCUAGUUCCAGUUCCAGCUCCAGCUCCAGCUCAAGCGAUUCUGAUUGAUGCUGAGACACUUUGAGCAAGCAGAAAGAGUUGUAAGGUUCUCAUUUAUGUUUUUUACUUUUUUCGUCAGUGAUGGGAAUUUGGGUAUCUAAUCUAGCCUUGCCACCAAUCAUGUCUUGGCUAAUGGUAGUCAGGCCAGGUUUCUUAAAUUUUGCUGGAUUGGUUUCUUCAAGAAUGAGUUUUUGGUUUUAUUUCUUGAAGCGUGCAGUUUUUUGUUCAAUUUUACCCGAGUGUGAGCUAUUUGGCAUAUAUAGAGUGAGAGUUUUGUUUCCAACAAGUGCACAUUGUGUAGUCCAAAAAAAAGAAAAGAAAUUGGAUUAUUGUACAUUAUACAUUGAUUGUAGAAAUGGUGAUUGGACUUUGUUUAUGCGUAUACAGCAAGCAGUUGUGCUAUUUUUCUUUUCUUUUUCUUCGCCUUUACAUCAAUAAUUAUAAUCUUUUUUGUUCA
Messenger RNA from Cajanus cajan (pigeon pea), 5043 nucleotides. RefSeq names its product cardiomyopathy-associated protein. Lineage: Eukaryota; Viridiplantae; Streptophyta; Magnoliopsida; Fabales; Fabaceae. The record is from RefSeq and is a predicted model, not a curated record.